CAGAAAUUGGAUAUUUACUAUAAUGCUUGGACUGAUUUAAGUUUUGAUCAAAAUGAUCAACAACCUGUGUCUGACACUCUACCUAUAGAAGAGAACCUACCAACUGAGCAAGAAGCUUUACAAUCUAUAUCUAUACAAUCUUACAAGACUAAGGAUACAGAUGAUACCCAAGAUCCAUGGGAAAUAAUUGAAGAAACUGUAAUUGCCUCUGGCCAAGCUCUAGAAUAUGAUAAACUAUCUGAUAUAUGGGAUCCUGAUUCUUUUGAUGAGGAGAGCCUUUAUCCAAUUCCCAGAAGAAAUAGAGAACCUUCUACCUACCACAUUAAAGAUCUAAUCAAUAUUAGAUUAAAAUAA
This is a messenger RNA of Racocetra persica, 354 nucleotides long. Lineage: Eukaryota; Fungi; Glomeromycota; Glomeromycetes; Diversisporales; Gigasporaceae. The record is from the annotation of a GenBank genome assembly.